AUGGACGCUGAUGCAUACGGUCCCAGUAUCCCAACAAUGAUGGGCAUCCAAGAACAGCCGCGAACGACCCCAGAACGCAAAUUGAUGCCUCUCGUCCGUCAUAACAUUAAACUCAUGUCAAUCGGGUUUAUGGUGCCAGAAGAACAGGCGAUGAUCUGGCGCGGACCGAUGUUACAUAGUGCCAUCCGCCAAUUUCUCAGCGAUGUAGACUGGGGUGAACUCGAUUAUCUCAUCAUCGACCUUCCACCGGGGACAGGUGAUGUCGCCCUCUCUCUAACGCAAGCGAUUCCCCUCACCGGUGCGCUCAUUGUCACGACCCCACAAGAUGUCGCUCUCGCAGAUGUCCGACGCGGCGUUGCCAUGUUUGAACGGCUCGGUGUCCCGAUCCUCGGCAUUAUUGAGAACAUGAGCUAUUUCCUCUGUCCACACUGCAAUGAAAAAACAGAGAUCUUUAGCGCUGAUGGCGGUAAAAAUACCAGCGAACGGUUCGGUGUUGCGUUCUUAGGGCAGAUUCCGCUUGAUGCUGAAGUCUGUACUGCGGGUGACAUCGGCGUGCCGAUUGUCGCUGGACAUCCGGAGUCCCCGCAAUCUGAAGCAUUCGGUGCAGUCGCGGCAGAAUUGACAACGAUCCUGGAGGAAAGUGGCGAAGAAGAUGAAUUGACUAUCCUCUAA
This is a messenger RNA of Geodia barretti, 672 nucleotides long. NCBI's taxonomy places the organism in Eukaryota, Metazoa, Porifera, Demospongiae, Tetractinellida, Geodiidae. The record is from the annotation of a GenBank genome assembly.